Molecule: messenger RNA, 654 nt
Organism: Drosophila bipectinata
Lineage: Eukaryota; Metazoa; Arthropoda; Insecta; Diptera; Drosophilidae
Product: thioredoxin C-1
Biological process (GO): cell redox homeostasis
Cellular component (GO): mitochondrion
Molecular function (GO): protein-disulfide reductase activity
Source: RefSeq, a predicted model, not a curated record
UAAACAUCGGCCCUGUUCAUCAGUUACAUUCCAAACAUCGAGCCUGACGUACAAUUUAGAAGCUAAAAUUUUUCUUUUUCUGUUUGAAUUUGUUAAAAUUAAAAUUAUUCAUUUAUUUUUUGGAUAAUCUAAAUUUUAUUUCCCAAUUUCAAAACAAAAUGUCGGUCUAUCGUAAGCGCCUCAUGAACCUAAUGAAGGCCCACCGCCGACUGACCUCGGGAUCCAACCGCCGCCAGCCAAUAUUCGAUGUUGAGACCAGAAAGGAUUUCGAGAAGAGGGUGAUAAACAGUGAUCGUCCUGUAGUGGUUGAUUUUCAUGCCAGCUGGUGCUGCCCUUGCAAGGCCCUGGCUCCCCGGCUGGAGAACAUUGUCAGUGAACAGGGUGGCAGGGUGCGAUUGGCACGCGUGGACAUCGAUGAGCACGGAGAACUGGCCAUGGACUACAAUGUGGGCUCCGUGCCGUCCCUGGUGGUCAUCCACAAGGGCAAGGUCGUUAACCGGAUGGUUGGGCUUCAGACAAGCGAGUAUAUCCGCGACUGGUUGAAGAAAGUGAUGUCACAUGACGAUAAUUAAUUCAAGGAUAUGUCAUUCAAAUAGUGGGAUUUCGUACAAUGUAGGCUCGAAUAAAGUUGGCUUUAAGCAAUGUAAACGGCAA